AUGCGCUCUUGUCUAUUUUUAGACUUCUUACUUUUUUUUUUGCCUUUGAUCUUUGAAGCCUUCCCCAACGGAACAAAUGCUGCUGCUCCUUCUGUUCAGAGUUCGCAUGACUUCGCUCUCGUUGUGCGUGGACUUCCUAAUCGAACUAAGAUGGAUCGGGCUGUUGGCUCAGAGAAGGUAUCUGGAACUGGAAUGGUGUUCAAACAGAGAUUCCACAGAAAUAGAAUCUGGAGAAGGAGAAUCAGACAUGGGAUACCAAUAUGGGAGGGCAUAUAA
This is a messenger RNA of Lathyrus sativus (Indian pea), 276 nucleotides long. The record is from the annotation of a GenBank genome assembly. Lineage: Eukaryota; Viridiplantae; Streptophyta; Magnoliopsida; Fabales; Fabaceae.